Molecule: messenger RNA, 6268 nt
Organism: Bactrocera neohumeralis
Lineage: Eukaryota; Metazoa; Arthropoda; Insecta; Diptera; Tephritidae
Gene: Fur1
Product: furin-like protease 1
Exons: 12
Coding region: 1205-6013 (1602 amino acids)
Biological process (GO): peptide hormone processing
Cellular component (GO): Golgi membrane; trans-Golgi network
Molecular function (GO): serine-type endopeptidase activity
Source: RefSeq, a predicted model, not a curated record
GCUGCGGCGAAUACAAACCGUGCUCAUUUGCAAAAAAUAUUUUGAACUCUUUUCCCGUCAAAAAUGACCAAUAAGAUAAUUUAUACACGGCGAAAAACACAUUCUCUCACUAACACACCCAACAACAGACAAGAGAAUAUCAGAGAAAAGCAGCUGUAGCGCGAAAUUCGUGAAGUAAAACAAGUUUUCGAUGGAGAAAUCUUGAGGAGAAAUGUAUGUCAAAAUUACAGUCAGUCGCUCUGAAAAGGUCUUUGUGUUUGGACAAUAAUCGCAAAUUUCUCGGUGAAAAAAUAUUAACGCGUUGCUGUGUUUUUCUCGUUGUACACACAUGUUCAACUUGAGUUUGAUUUAAUUAAUUGAUUGUAAAACAAAGUGAGUGCGGAAAGACUACCAGCAGUGAAAUUGUGAUUAAAAUUUAGCAAACAACAAUUAACGUGGAAUGCAUAUAAAAUAAAUUCGCUAUUGAAGGUUGUUGCUAAUUAAUUAUGAAAAUUGUUUGGUAAUUUUGAGAAAUAUGCUAGUGAAAAUACAUAAGUUAUAAAGGCAUUUGGUGGAGUUCAUCAUAAUAAAAAUUUCUUAAAUAUUUGUGAACGGUGAUUUUGUGAAGUGGUUUGUGUGUGAUUAUCGCAAAAAAGAGAGCCAUAAGAGCAUAAAAGUUUGACAACGGGCCAAAAACGACCAUCAACGAAUUCUCAGCAGAAAAUAAACAAAACAAACGGUUAUUGAUAUUCAAGAAAAUACCAAAAUUACUGUUAAUAUUAAUAACCAAAAGAUCCAUUUGAACAAAGACAAAUCAACAACAACAAAAGCGCUUCCAACGAAACAAAUUGCGAAAGUCGUAACCUCGCAUAGCUUUAGUCUCUCAGAAAGCAGCUGGCGCACACCUGGACAUGGAACGGAGGAGCAAACAAAUAUCGAAAUAGACGAAGAACGCACCCAACCCAUGAAAGAAUAGCAGCGACAGCAAUAACAAAGGCGAAGGUCAAAUUUUACACGCUCCCUUCUGUGAUCACGCCUCAGUACUCGUGUUUUAUUGACUGCCAAUGCAACUCUGCACAUAAAUAUCAGUUGAUUUUUUCCGAAUAACCACGUUUAAACGAAAAACUAAUAACAACAACAACAGCCAUAACUUCAAUCGGUAGUUCGGUGCGAAGGAGAAGCUUUCUCUAUAAAGCAGCAAUACCCUGCGGCCAACACACGCACAAUGAAAAACGACGUCGUACGAUGGAGUCCAGUGGCAAAUGCACAAAGCGCCCGCGAGAGCACGCCAAACAAAAGCAAACCUUUUCCAUCACUAAACGCCACGCGUGCGCACCCAAGCGCCGUGACUGCGCAUGCGGCGUCCAAUAGUGGUCACCUUCAACUCCAAAAGCAACAACAAUAUUGUGAUACUAGUGCAAGUUUUCUUAUUGCAACAAAACCAAUAACAACAAUAAAAACAAGUAGUUAUUUAAUAAUUCCACGACAGCAUAGCAAACGUAAAUCCGAACUCGCUUCGUCAUCCAACACACUGAGCAGACAUUUUCAAUCACAACAACGGCAAAUACAAACAAACAAUUCUCAUCGCCGCCGGCAGCACGAAGUGAAAACGCGGACAUUUGCUGCCUUGCAUUUAAAUAGGAUUUUAUUAAAUUGUGUGCAAUUGAAUGUGUUUUUAGUGUUUUUGUUGUGUACUUUGAAUGUCGGUUUCGCGAUUGUGCCGAGCGUCAGCGCCGCCAUCGUAAGCAACACGAGCGUGUUGCUUGUGGGUGGUGCGGUGAAUGCGCUCGAUGACGGUGCGACAUACCAGCUGGACUAUGCGGGGAGAGGAGACAGCGCGACAGACAGCGAGGGCGCGGCGGGGCAUUAUACCCACACCUGGGCGGUGCAUAUACCGAGCGGUGACGACGGCGUGGCCGAUCAAGUGGCCCGAGAUCACGGUUUCGUCAAUAUGGGCAAGAUUUUCGAAAAUCAUUACCAUUUCGCUCAUCAUAAAGUCUCUAAGCGUUCACCGACACCCUCGCAGUCGCAUCAGAUACGCCUUGACGAGGAUCACAGAGUACAAUGGGCUAGGCAACAGCAGGCAAAGUCGCGUCAGAAGCGUGACUACAUACGUAUGCGCCCGUCAAGGACAUCGUCACGUGCGCUCUCACAGGUGGAUACAGUUCCUCUAAACGACCCAAAAUGGGCGCAAAUGUGGUAUCUGAAUCGCGGAGGCGGCUUGGAUAUGAAUGUAGUACCGGCUUGGCAGGCUGGCAUCACCGGCAAGGGUAUUGUUGUGACAAUACUUGACGACGGUCUGGAAUCGGACCAUCCAGAUAUCGAGCACAACUAUGACCCUGAUGCGUCUUAUGACGUCAACAGCCACGAUAACGAUCCAAUGCCGCAUUACGACAUGACUGAUUCAAAUCGGCAUGGUACGCGUUGCGCUGGUGAAGUGGCCGCCACCGCCAAUAACUCAAUCUGUGCGGUUGGUAUUGCAUUUGGUGCCAGUGUUGGCGGUGUCCGAAUGUUGGAUGGCGAUGUGACGGACGCCGUCGAGGCGCGUUCCCUAUCACUCAAUCCGCAACACAUCGACAUUUAUAGCGCGUCGUGGGGUCCCGACGAUGAUGGUAAAACUGUUGAUGGUCCUGGCGAAUUGGCGCAGCGCGCCUUCAUUGAAGGUGUAACCAAAGGGCGUCAAGGCAAGGGUAGCAUAUUUAUUUGGGCUUCGGGUAAUGGCGGUCGUGAGUUUGACAAUUGUAAUUGCGACGGCUAUACAAACUCCAUUUGGACACUGUCAAUAUCUAGUGCCACCGAAGAGGGUCACGUACCCUGGUAUUCGGAGAAAUGCAGUUCCACAUUGGCGACCACUUACAGUAGUGGCGGACAGAGUGAGAAGCAGGUGGUGACGACAGACUUGCAUCAUUCGUGUACGGUAUCACAUACGGGUACCUCAGCUUCGGCGCCGCUAGCUGCCGGUAUAGCAGCACUAGUGCUCGAAUCGAACACGAAUUUGACGUGGCGUGAUUUGCAACAUAUUGUGGUGCGUACUGCAAAGCCGGCCAACUUGCGAGAUCCAACAUGGUCGAGAAAUGGCGUCGGUCGACGCAUUAGCCAUUCGUUCGGCUAUGGUCUCAUGGAUGCGGCAGCGAUGGUGCAAGUGGCACGUAAAUGGAAAACGGUGCCAGAACAACAGCGUUGCGAAAUUAAUGCGCCGCAUGUGGACAAAGUCAUUCCGCCCAGAAGUUAUAUCACAUUACAGUUAACUGUAAAACACUGCUCAUCCGUCAAUUACCUGGAACAUGUGCAAGCAAAAAUCACACUGACAUCACAACGUCGCGGGGACAUUCAGUUGAACCUCAAGUCACCAGCAGGCACCAAAGUUACUUUAUUAACAUCACGUAUUCAUGAUGUUUCUCGUUCCGGUUUUAAUCAAUGGCCCUUCAUGUCCGUCCAUACUUGGGGAGAGUCGCCGCAUGGCGAUUGGCAGUUAGAAAUACACAACGAGGGUCGCUAUAUGGGUCACGCCUUACUACGUGAGUGGUCGCUAAUAUUCUACGGUACUACUCUGCCUAUAGACCCCAAUGACCCCGUAUCGACGCCCCGCGCCAAUUCCGCCGAAAACACCACGCCAAAUUCGAAUGCGGCGAGCACCACAACGAACCUUCAUCAGAUCUACUCGCCACAAUAUCCGCGCAUCUCGUCCAAUAACGUCGGCGGCAGCAGCAGCAAUGCAGCCACUGGCAUUGUUGGCGCCAUCAACGCCAUGCCGGGUGGGGGCGUGAAAAUUCCCAUUAAAUUGCCAACACCGUCGAAUAAAUCCGUUUACACAGCCGCGAAUGGCGCAAAUAAUCCAUUGUUGAAUGUCGCUAACGGAAGUAGUAAAAAGCAACAACAAUUAUAUAAACAACAACAGCAAAUACAACCGCCCGGUUAUCAGCAAAUCUCAGCAACCUAUGGUGUCAUAUUGGGUUCACAGAGUACGAAACCCGGCAAGGGGACCAAAGGUAAGGGGAAGUCUGGUGAAAAGAGCAAUGGCGGCAAGGGUGGUGCUAACAAGUCUUCGGCGAAUAAAAAGGAACAACCCGCAUCGACAAACACGAAAAACAAAUUCUACCGCAUAUCGCAACAACAGCAACAAAGUGGGAACGGAAAUAGUAAGUCGGCCGGAAAAUCUUCACAACAAGGCGGGCGCACGAAAGCGCAGUCAUCAGAGCGUCUACACGGAUAUGAAGACAAGAUGAGCCGGAAGGUUGUUGGUGAAAUAACAUCGACGACAACAACUACAACCAGUACUGGUAUGCGCCCGAGCAACAACAGUCAAAACGGUAAAACUUCUAUCAAAUCCAACUCGGCAAGCUCCAACACCGACUCUAACCCAGCCAUCGCGAACAACGCGGCCAAAACUGCAGCCACGCAAAUGACCAGCUAUUCAAAGUUACCUGUCAAGGCAACAAAACAAAUCAAGGAGUCACUGUUACCCAUGCAAACGCACGAAAAACUCACGGUUGCCUCAUUCACCGAUACGCGCAUUCCGAAACUUUUCGAACAUUACGAGAAAAUACAGGCAAUUUUUCCCGAGUUUCAACCAUAUCAGGGCCCAAAAGAGAAAGACACUGCGGCUGCUGCAGCCACAGCGUCGAAAGCUGAAAAACGCAAACUGGCUGCCACGGCGGGCAUUUCGCCGCUGGACUACGAAGCGGAGACCUUCAGACCAAUGUUGAGUGUGGGUAAUAGUGGCAGUAGUGUAAACAAUAACAAUAACAAAAACAGCAACAGUGGCGUUAGUGGUGGCAGCGCUUCGAAGCCGUCACGUGAAAAUGCCAAAAAGUCCUCGCCCAGUUUUGUUCCCGAUCAGCAGAUCAUCAAGAAGCAGCAAUUACUGCUCGCGGCAGCAGGAGUUAGUGGCGGCACGCAGCGCCCCAUCGGCGGUGUACUCGGCGUGUUGCCUAACCGCAAGGAUGGUGGCAGUAGCAAUGCGCAAAUCACACAAUGGGACUUGAUUUUCUAUGGCACUGAAACGCCCGCCCAACCGGAGGACGCGGUCCAUAUUAGUGACGGUCUAUUUGGCAAUGAUAUGGGCCACAACGACAUCGAGUACGAUGCCAAUUUGCAAUGGCGAAAUAUGCAGCAGGUGGGUGAAUCGAGUGUGAUGGCCAACGAUAAGACGAAUGCGUCGUGCCUGAAGGCGACAUCCGACCAAAGAUGUUUAGAAUGUGCCGCGUCUACGUAUUAUUACAAUGGCCACUGCUACGAACAAUGUCCCAUACACACUUAUGCCAUCCUCAGCGACAGCACGACGGCCAACAGAACGACGAUACUAAGCGACAACAUCAUAUCCAAGACGAGUAUAACCGACGACGAUGAGCUACAGUCGAUCGAUCGCAGACGAGAAGCUGUGCGCUUAUAUGCCGACACGAGUGAACCUUUGGAACCGAUACAUUUGCGGCGCUGCGACAAAUGCGACAACACCUGCCAACGCUGCUAUGGACCACUAAAUUCGCAAUGCAGCACCUGUCCGCCUGGCAGCCAAUUGCGUAAAAUACCACGCACAAAUGAAACAUUUUGCUACGUCUUUGCGGAACGUAGUUCGGGUAAUAGACUCGAGGACGUCUUCAGUGCCAAAGUCGAAACGAUUGACAGCGUAGAGCACGAUGAAGCUAUGAAUCCGACAAGCAUCGUAUACCUUACGCUAAUCAUGGUGCCAGCGUUGCUCAUCAUUCUCGUCAUUAUGUUUGUUUCGGCAGCACGCCGGAAUAAUUUGCGCAUACCGUUCUGGCGAAAUGGUAGCACAACCGGAAAUGUGAUCACACUACCGAAUAUCGGCUAUGAUCGUGUAGCGCUGCUGACCGAAGGCGAAGAAGAUGGUGACGAAGCUGAUGAUGAAGAGGAGCAGGACAUACACGGCACAGUGCGUGUCUAUCGAGAUGAGCUGGCACCUUGCGUGGGCGACGAUGUGACAGUCGAAUUCGAUAUGGCCCCGACAAUUAUUGAAGCCGUAGAAAUAAGCGACUCAGAGGUUGACCUUUUUGAUUCAACGCAGCAUAAUUAGUUAUAGCUAAUGGAAUAGAGUUACUUUUGUGCAGAGGUGGUGUUAUUGCCGCUCUUUUUUAAUUUAUAUUUUAUUUCUCUGUAAUAAAUAAGUCAUAUUAUUGUUGUUUUAGGUAGGGUUUGUGGUAAUACUGGUAGAGUAGUACUUUUUUCUUAAUAAUUGUCAAUGCGCUUCAAUCUACUAAUGAAAUUUAAAUACGAACAAAAGAUUACAAUAAAAGAUACGAGUACGGUCUUCAAGAGCUCCUAAAUAAGA